Heterobasidion irregulare TC 32-1 is the source of this 615-nucleotide messenger RNA. RefSeq lists its product as uncharacterized. NCBI's taxonomy places the organism in Eukaryota, Fungi, Basidiomycota, Agaricomycetes, Russulales, Bondarzewiaceae. The transcript has a single exon. Bases 1 to 615 code for a protein of 204 amino acids. The record is from RefSeq and is a predicted model, not a curated record.
AUGAGUACGUCCUGCUUUCCCCUCAUACCCCAUAUUUCUGCUCACCACGCACCGAUAACAGGCAGCAGCUCGCACACCUUGGGCGGCCCGUCUACAUCUGACUCCCACGGAAAUUCGCAGUCCUCGCUGCCCACGGACCCGGGUGUGCCCACUGCCUCCAGGGAGAUGUCUUUCGCGGAGGCCCUUUUUCACCGCAACCAAAAGGCCACUCUCGACCUCUUCACUCAACUCGCUCAGGAAAGGGAUGCCCUCGAACGCGUGGCCCGCACCACCUCCAUCCAACAGGCCACCCAAGCCUCUCACACACGUGCCCUCAUGAGCGCUAUUGCAGAGUGUACAGAGCGGCAAUCGACCAUGGAACGCUCCAUCCAUGCCAUUCUUGGACGCCGUGCGGAAGGAGAGAAGCGUCUCAGGGAAGGCAUCAUGGAGAUGUUUAGGGUCAAAGAGCAGCACGACCGGCGCUUGCAGCACGAGAUAGACGAUCUGUUUGCCGCUAGCGCCGACAUCCUCCUCCAAGUAAGGAAAAUCGCUGACGGCCUUUCUGGCAUCGCUGCGGAUCCUCCCAAACAUGACAUGGUAUUACUAUCUUCCCUGCUUGCACUGUCCUAUCAUUGA